Messenger RNA from Phymastichus coffea, 6393 nucleotides. RefSeq names its product huntingtin-interacting protein 1 (gene Hip1). The record is from RefSeq and is a predicted model, not a curated record. Gene Ontology annotation, biological process: actin filament organization; clathrin coat assembly; endocytosis. The transcript has 17 exons. The coding region runs from base 1643 to 4510 and encodes 955 amino acids. Gene Ontology annotation, molecular function: actin filament binding; clathrin-cargo adaptor activity; phosphatidylinositol-3,4-bisphosphate binding. Lineage: Eukaryota; Metazoa; Arthropoda; Insecta; Hymenoptera; Eulophidae. Gene Ontology annotation, cellular component: actin cortical patch; clathrin-coated vesicle.
GUCGACACAUGGAGAAUAAUUUUUCCACUAACUUAGCAAUUUUGUAUAAUCUACGCGAUCUAUGAUUACGUCUUGUACACUAUAAGUGUUUUUGUAUGACGCGCAUGUUCUACUCGAUAUCUGUCUGUGGUCGUAUAACGUAGUUGGCAUUUUCAAUUUUUUGUUUUUAUUGAUUAUUGCAAAUGAUAAAUACGCCUUUCAGAUUGAUAAUUAGCAAUCUUUUAUUAUGUUGAGCAUUCCAUCGCAUCGUCGCGUUGUCUACAGUGCAACAUCACGUUUUAACGCGCAUGUAAUCAGAGUCAGCUUUUUGGAUGCCUUUUUUGACGAUUAAUCUCAUCUCGUAAAUCAAACAUCAAUAAACCCAGAUAAAACAUCUCAUGCCUCAAUAUUUGUAAUAAUUUUUGCGCGAAUUAAGAAAAGUAAUUAGGGAGCCUGCAGACGGUAUAUAUAAGCGAUAGAUAAAAAUUGUAUCUAUCCAUUUCUUUGAAAAAAAAAAUUAUUGAAACAGAUCUAAAAUACAUUGUUUCUCCCCAUUUUGCACCGCGAUAACCUCGCAGCUUAUAAUAUUUCUAAUCCCAGUAUGAUAGAGUUUGAAUCACAUAUAUUGUAAAAGUUUGCUGUAUUCACUAUUUCCAAAGCACCUCAGGAAACCGCAGAUGAAAGACUCGCGCGCAGCUGUUCGUCGUUAAAGAAAUUGAAGAAAGAGAAAAAUACAACGUGUGCGCGAGGAGGCAAAGGAGGAUAUACAGCAUUUACUCCGAAUGGAGAGUGAAAGAGAGACAAAGCAGCAGCACGGCAGCAGCGGAUGUCGACACGUCACUGCAACCAUUGAGCUACUGAUGGUUGUGUGCGUAUACACGAGCACACUAGCGAAUCCAACGACGUGCGCGACAGAAGACACAAGCGAUCCAUUCAUGCUCCUGUUGCUCCGAAUUAGGCGCCGCCGUAGUCGCCGCUACAAUCAUCGAAUCGUAUAGUGUUGCUGCUUUUAUCCUGCUGGUCGUUGCCACUUGGUAUUAUCGCAGUGCAUUACACUGCGUUUUUUCGCUCCCUCUCUCUCUCGUGCUCUGUUUAUCCCGAGUUGCCGUUUCGGCAUACGAGUGUGUGUGUGUUGCGGUGAAUUUCUCCACUCGACGAUCAACAACUCCCACUCGGUGCUCGACAGUCGUCCGGCCGUCGCCACUACGUUUGUGCUGCACCGCCAAGCAACCUUCUAAUAUUUGCCUCUCUCGCGUGUAGGUAUCUAUUUGUUUAUUUAGCGGUUCCGAGGCCCUCCUCUCUUAUGAGUAUAGUAGAUAUCACGAGUAGGUGCGACUGAUUGAGAAUUUGCUGGUGCGAUUUCGUUCGCCACAAAUAUUUAUACACAACUGCCUUCUCGGAUAUGGCUUCCUUAUCUCUGCCUCGAAUGCUUCAACAAAGAAAAACUAGCUUGGAUUUGGAGCGAGAACAUUUCGAGAAGUUCCAGCUUUGCAGAUAGUGCAUGUCACCAAAAUAACCUUUGAUGCAGCAUCAUAGAAUAUUGAGGUGAUCGGAUUAGACAAGUGAAUGACAAGAGAUUGUAUGUGCUUUAUAAUCUGCCGAUUAUCACUUAUUCUUAUAUUCUUAUUUUAUAAUAACUUUGUUGACAUAUUGCAAAACUAACAUGUCUGUAUUACCAUUUAAUGAGAAGCAAAUGCAUCAACUGAGUACCAGUAUUGCAAAAGCUGUUAAUCCAGCUGAAACAAGAGUGAAAGAAAAGCAUGUGCGCAUUGCAAUUAUAGGUACAUAUCAAGAAAAAGGAGCUACAAUUUUUUGGACAUAUAUUUUACGUCAGCAACUACAAGAACAUAGAAUUGUAGCUUGGAAAUUUUGUCAUGUCUUGCACAAAAUUUUACGCGAAGGCCAUCCUCGUGUCAUACCUGACUCUCAGCGUCAUAGAGGCAAAUUAGAAGAUAUUGGCAAAUUGUGGCAGCAUUUGCGAGAUGAAUAUGGUCGUUUGAUACAUUUAUACAUACGUUUACUGAUCACAAAAUUAGAUUUUCAUAGGCGAAAUCCUCGCAUGCCAGGAAAUCUACAGGUUACUCCAGAGGAACUCGAAGCUAUUGGAGAAAAUGACAUAAAUGUUUAUUUCCAAAUGACCGUUGAAAUGUUUGAUUACAUGGAUGAUAUUCUUAAUCUGCAACAAGCUGUUUUUGGAUCUCUAGAUUUAUCACGAUCUAACUCAAUGACACCAUGUGGCCAAUGUCGCCUUGCACCAUUGAUCCCAUGUGUUCAAGAUGCAUCAAAGCUUUAUGACUACUGCGUAAAAAUGCUUUUUAAAUUACACAGUGCGCUUCCUGCUGACACGUUAUCUGGUCAUAGAGAACGUUUCCUUAAACAAUUUAGAGACCUAAAGAGCUUUUAUAAUACAGUCAUGCACAUGCAUUAUUUCAAACAUCUAAUUACCAUACCAUCAUUACCAGAAAAACCCCCUAACUUUUUAAUUCAAUCUGAAUUAGGAACAUAUGUCACUCCUGUAGUAGUUUUACCACCAGAGGAACCUAUUGAUACUGAAGGAGCUCUAAUUGAUACCUCAGAUACUAGCUCACUUUCAGGUGACCCAGCAGAUUCUACUCACAAUGGUUCAAUUUCACCUGAUGUUUUAGCCGAAAGAGAUAGCUUAAUUGAACACUUUCACCAAGAAAAUUCAAGACAAAGACAGGAAUUGCAACGUUUAAUGGUUGAACACCAAAACGUUAUCGGGGAUUUACGGAAUCGUAUUUUAGAGCUUGAAUCGUUGAUUUCAGCUAAGGGAAAUGAAAUUCUCCAAGAAAAACAAUCAUCACAAGAUUUAGCAAAACAAAAAGAAGAAAUAUUAGUAAUGUGCACAGCAGCCGAAGGGAAAAGUAAAGUAUUGGAAGAAAAGUUUCAAAAAUUGAAGGAUGUGUAUGCCAAAUUGAGAGAAGAGCACAUAAAUUUGAUUAGAAAGAAAGCGGAAGUCGAUAAACAAUUAGGAAGCAUGAAAUUGAAACUGGAUCAGUCUGAAAGACGUACUCAGGAAGCUGAACAAAGACUACAGGAGCAAGUACAAGGACAAGCUACCGUAGAACAAGAAGCGCAAAGAGUCAUACAGGCCCGAGCCGAUUUAGAUGAAGUAAGAAAAGAAUACGACGCAGCCAAAACUGAAAAUUUGAGCCUUCUUGCCAAGAUUGAUUUUAUUAGCUCCGAAAAAGCUGCUGUGGAAGGAGAAUUACACGAUUCAACCGCUCAAAAGGAAGAAUUAGAAUUGAAAAUAUCAAAUUUGCAAGCUGAAGCUGAACGUUCUCUCGCUCAAACGAAAGCUGAUUCCGAUGCGGCCUUGUACGAUUUGCUUUUGAUGUGUUUAUCGGAAGCAGAAUCGAUUUUACAAAACGCUAUGCAUGUGGUUGAUAAUCCUGCAGUCUCUGCAGUUACAUGUACACCUGAAUAUCUUAGUAGUCUUGUAAAGCCUACAGACGACGCAUUGGGCAAUUUAAGUACAGCCUAUAGCACUUACAUGACGGAUACCGCACAAAGAGGGCAAUUAAUUCGCAACGCUAUUCACACCGCCUAUACACUUUCUAUUUAUUUGAUGCAAGCCAAAUUUACGUCUAAUACGUCCAAAGACAUUUCUUUUGGAGAUAGAUUAACAGAUGAAUGUAAACAACUUGGGUCUCAAGGCUUGAUAAUGAUCAGUUACAUGAAAGAAAAAUCAGAGUCUACCAUUGAACAAAUUGAAGUUGUAAAGAAACAAUUGGAGAAAAUUUCGGGUUUAGCAGACUCUCUAUCGAAAGUAUUAGGUAACGCAGAAGUAAUUGGUGAUCUAGUAGAAAAUGAAUUGUCAAGUAUGGACAAAGCUAUUGAAGAAGCAGCUGCCAGAAUUCAGGAAAUGUUAGACAAAUCGCGUGCUGCAGAUUCUGGAGUUAAAUUAGAAGUAAACGGCAAAAUACUUGACUCGUGCACAGAAUUGAUGAUGGCUAUUAGAAAUUUAGUAAAAAAAUCACGCUUUUUACAAAUGGAAAUCGUUGCUCAAGGCAAAGGCACAGCAUCGGCCACUGAGUUUUAUAAGCGAAAUCAUCAGUGGUCUGAAGGUUUGAUUUCAGCAGCCAAAGCUAUUGCAAUGGGAGCAAACUUUUUACUAGAAGCAGCUGAUAAAGUUGUUUCUGGCAAUGGAAAAUUUGAGCAGCUCGUAGUAGCAUCUCAAGGUAUUGCUGCUUCAACGGCCCAGUUAGUUGUAGCCAGUAGAGUAAAAGCAGAUAGAAACAGCACCAAUCUUUCUGCGUUGUCUGAAGCAUCUCGCUUAGUAACACAGGCGACUGGAGGUGUAGUAGCAACUGCCAAAAGUUGUAGCCAGCUAAUCGAAGAUAAUGAAGACAUGGAUAUCACUGGAUUAAGUCUACAUCAAGCAAAACGAUUAGAAAUGGAAGCGCAAGUCCGAGUUUUGGAAUUGGAGCAAGCUCUCGAGACUGAACGCUUGAAAUUAUCCGCUUUACGUCGUUAUCAUUAUCAAAUGGCUGGAGAGAAUGACAGUUAGAUAAGUAUUUUGUAAGUUAUUAAUAUGCAUUUAAGAACUGAACAUGUGAGAAACGAAAUAUCUAAUAGCUUGUAAAUAUCGAACUAUUUUUCUCAAAGAAAGUUUUAGGAUUCUCGUACACACACCUUAAGUGAAUCAAUUUCGCUAAAAGUAUUUUAGCAUUAAUCAAUUUUCAUUUAUUGUGUGGAUUAAUUGUGCUAAUUUUUUUGUUUAAUGCGAACAAUCAAAGUAGUAUUAAUGCCACAGUCAAGGUUGCUGCCGCGACCUUUGGUUAAAUAUUAAGUUUUUAAAAUAAUGUUUGUUAUGCGAGUAAAUCUAUUAUUUCUUGUACCAAACAAUGACUUUGCUUAGGUAAAAGCUUGAACAUGAGUUUUUUUAACAAAAAAUUCAUAUUGAUUAAUGAAUACGGCAUCAUUUGAAAAAUUAUGUAAAUAACUAAAAACUGUUAAAUUCAAUGCACUUUACGUUAUUAAAAAUAUAACAUUAUGCUAAAAACAAAAAUAAAUGAACUUGGAUGAUUUUUAGCACAUUUUGUAUGUCAACAUUGAAUUACUUUAAUCAAUAUUCAGGACAACAAAAAUAAUAUAUGAAAAAUUCUUUAUUCAAUCGAUUUCAAAUGAAAAUUCACAUCACAUAUUUUAAUGCACUAAUUAUUAUUUUUAGAUGUAGUUAUUGUAAGCAUGAUAAAACAAACCACUUAUCGUUUACAUAAGUUCUUCUUUCAAUAAAAUUUAAGGAGUAAUUUUCGUGUAAGUAUAAUCAGACACCAUUAGUAUUAAAUUAUUUGAUAACCAAGCGAAAUAGUUUAUUUUUCGAGUUAUAUCUUUGUUAAUGUAUUCACUUAAUGAAAAAAUUCUAUAUAAAAAAUCAAAUUAUGAAUAUAAAGUAAUGCAGCAAAUCAAUGAAAUUUUAUUUAUGGGUGCUUUCAUAAAGUUAUAUUUUAGUUAUGACAUGAUUAUGACAUUGGACUAAUCUAUAUAACAUCCACUUUAUAAGGAAACGUGCCUUUCGAGUAUAAUUACGUAUAAUGUAAUGUAUGAACGUAUUGGAAAAUUUAACGUAAAAUGCGACUUGAAAUGGUGUAGUUAUAUAUAUAUGACUGUGUGUGGGUGUGUGUAUGAAUGUAUGUAUGUAUGUAUGUAGGUAUGCAUGACGUAUUUACGUAUGUAUGCAUGUGUGUAUGUAUGUAUGGAUGUAUGUAUGUAUGUAUGUAUGUAUAUAUGUAUGUAUAAACUCAGAACAAACAGUACGCCGUAAACAAUAACAUGAAAUUUUUUUAUACGUACUAUAGUACUUUAAUUCUACAUUUUUAUUGAGUGUUAGAAAUUAGAAAAAACCGAUGUAAUUUUGUUUUGAUUUAUAUGUACAUUGUCAAUUUUCAGAUGAUUAAUUGUAUUUCAAAAUUAUGAUCAAUUUGUAUUAACAUUCUAUUGAUAAGUAAAUAAUAUAAAAAAUUUAGUAUAUGUUUCAACAACGUAGUUUGUAUAACAUCCAAAGAGACUGCUCUACAAAUAUUUGUGGAUUGAACAUUAAUGAUUAAUUAAUUGGAAAAUAAAGAUAGUAGAUUGCUUGAUGAUGAAAGUAUGAAAAUAAUAUUCGUAAAAAUUUCACGAAAUCAUUAAAUAAUAAUAUUCAUAAAACAUUCUUUAAUUUAACGUCCAACCAAAUCAAAAGUAUGAUAAUUUGCGUGAAUAAAAAAAUUAAAUGUUUGAUAUCUAAUUAUAAUGAAUAUAACCAUUGUUAAUGUGAGAAAUAUAGGUUACACAUCAUGAUAGAUUCAUGCUUGUUUAGCUAGUAGUAUUUCACAAAUACAAACAAAAACAUAAACCUCAAUUCUAAAAUGGAAUAUGAAAUCAGGUAUUUCAAUGAUAAUUCAUGAAAGG